GUCUUUUUUAUUUAUUAAUUUACAUUCUGAAGGAAUUUCUUUCAUAAAGUAAAUACGCUUAUUUGAGCCAGUUAAAAUUCAAUAAAUUAAAAACAUCAAAUACUUCAAAGAAUGCUAAUUUUCUGUGAAAUUCUCAAUUACAUCUUCUUUUCACUGGAUAUUUUGUAAUAAUUAUAAUUUAUAACAAGGCUUGAAAUGGAAAGUAGUUCAAAUGUUUAAAGUUCAAUAUAGGCUAGUUUAUUCUAUUCAUAAAUUAUUAAAAUCUUAAUUUCCAUAUUUUAUACUGUAUUUGUCACUUGAGAUUUGUGUAUUGAGUGCAUUGCUUGUAGCUUAUACAACUUGUUAUUUAUGACUUUUUUACUUAAUAUGCACGCUGUGUAUGAAAUAUAAUGGCCCAACCAGACUCAUUUACUUUUGAUUUAAACAAAUAGAACCAUUCUCUUUAAUUACGACAUGUUAAAUUUAGACUUUGCCGUGGUUUUUUGUUUUUUCAUAAUACCGAUAAUGGAAACGUCUCUGUGAAUGGACGAUCGAAGGCGUGGAAGCACAUUCUACGACACCAAGCGAUUAAACAUCCAAUUGGCUGCCCCCAUUGACGUCACGUUUCUAGUUGCAUUGACAUUUGCACCAUCAUCACAAAAUAUUUCCGAUUCGUUUCAACAACAAACUAAACCCAACGUUGUAAUUUUCGACGUAAUCAAAUAAAUCAAACAGGAGACGAUCGGAUUUGAUCAAAAACGAUUAUUUUCGAUUCGGGUUAUUUUUAUAUACUAUCCAGGUGACUAAUGUCAAUAAAAACACCCGGAGAGCAGUCAAUAGGAGACGAGACUAGGGUCACGUGACGGCGGCGGUCCAAUGGCAACGCUCCUCUUUACGGUAAUAGUCGCAGAGUUCAGACGACUUGUUAAAGAAGAAAUAGUAAAGUCGUCACCGAUGAAAGAAUAGUAAUCACUUUGGCUUGCAUGGAAUUUGAUUUAGUUUUCUCGCUAUCUAGCGAGACGGGAAUGAAGUUAUUUUUAUAUAUUCGACUUUAUCGGUUCGUUAACGAAGUUAGGAAACUAAAAUACGUACCGAUCGUGCAUCGAAAAUCUGAUGUUUGGUUUGCAUUCUUGUCUCUUCGUUCUUCAUGAAACUCGUUCGUGAUAGCGAAAUAUUUAUAUAUUUUCCUUCUUAGAAACUACAUACAAUCAUGUAUUCCAGCGAUCAGGGAAAUUGCAAAUAUGAACAUUAUGCAGUUUGAAAGAGAAGUUAUGAUAUUGUGAUUUAGAAAAAUAUUAAGUAUAAUAAUAAUGAAUCAAAGGAAUGAUACGCGAAAUAGAAAAUCUGAUAAUGCCAAAAAUAUUACAGGAAACAAACAUUCAGUUUUACAAACCAGACCGUCAAGAAAUAAGAGAAAGAAAAUUACUGAAUCUUACACAUCAAAUGAAUUAGAAUUUGAUGAUUCUAAAAUGACUAAGCAUUCAGUAAUUAAUAAAGAUGAUACAAGUGGAAUUAAAAAAAAUCCUUCAGAUUUAGGUGAAUCUGUCUCAGAAAAUAAAUCUGGAGAUUUUACAAUGAAUAAAAAAGAUGAUAUAUUGACUUCACCAUGUAAUAAAGAAGAACAAUCAUCCAUGAUAAUUAAAAACAAUAAUAGUAAAACAAUAGUUUCUCCAAAUGAAAAAGAUUCUUCAGAGAGCCUUCGAAAAGCUGCCAGAAAAGUUCCAAAGAAACGAAAGUUCAGUCCAGCAGAAGUAGAACAGUUUCAAACAAGCUGUGAUCAACAACCAGUUAAAGAUAUUUCAGAGAGCAAUCUCAUUUCUGAUCAUUUAAACAAAAGGAACUUAAUUACUGGAACUGAAAUAGAUUUGAAAGAAUGGAAAGGUCAUAGAAUUCUUGCUAAACGAGAUGGUUUUUAUUUGCCAGGAGUUAUUAAAGAAAUUAGAUCUGACUUUGAUGUUGAAGUUUUAUUUGAUGCAAAUCAAGGUACAAUUGUAAUUAAUGAUGUUUUAGGACAGAGAAAAUAUGACAUUGUAAGUGACCAUAGUCCUUCUCCAGGCCAAGUAACAGUUGGAGCACGUGUAUGUGUAAGAGACAAUUCAGAAGAAAAUAUAUUUGUAGAAGGCGUUGUAAUGGUACUAAGUGCCAAACCUGUGCAAUAUAAUGUGAAACUUGAAGUUCCUUCAAAAUAUGCCAAUAAGGGUGAAACUUUAUGGGUCUCAAGAGCAAAUCUAAGAUUAUUAUUACCUCCAUGGUGGGAAGAACUAAACUUAUCUGAUGAUCAGCCAUCACAAUUACCCCCAAUUCCACAAGUUCAUUGGCAAAAUCAAUUAUCUCCAGCAAUUGUAACACAUCAGUUUCAACCAGAACCUCCUGUGCCAACAGAUAUACAAACUGUUCAACAACUUUUACCACAAAAAGUAACUACAAAUAUAUCUAGUUCUGAAAUGUUUGUAGUUGAUAAUUCUGUAUUAAUAAAUAAAAAUAACAACAUGAAAACAAAUGCAGAUAAUUUGCUAAAACUUGCAAAUAAACAACAAUUUACAAAUAGUGCAAGUCCUCACUUAGCAGAUGAAUCUUCAGAUGAUGAUCUUAGAAAAGAAAAUAUUAGAUUUGAUAUUGGUCAUUCACCAAAUUUACAUUUAGCUAUACCUGUUACUAAUAAUCGAUCAUCAAGCAGUUUAAGAAAAGAAGAUAUUAGUCCUCCAAAUGUUGGUUCUUUUGAACAUGUUUCAUCACUUCCUUCUCCAGCAUUAACAGCUUUAAAAUAUAAAAAGGGGGAUAUUGUAUCAACUCCAAAUGGAAUUAGAAAAAAAUUUAAUGGUAAACAGUGGAGAAGGUUGUGUUCUAAAGAUGGUUGCACAAAGGAAUCACAGCGUCGUGGAUACUGUUCAAGACAUUUAGCUUCAAAAGGAAAGAAUAAUAUGAGGUCACCAUCUUUGAUAUUUCCUGGCCGUCGAAAAGGAACAAUUAAAGAUUCUGUUGGAGGAAAAGAAAUUGAAUGGGAUGAAAUAUCACAGGAAGAUAAGACAAGUCCUGCAGGUUCAAUUGACAGAGAUCACAGAGUUCAAGGACAGUUUGAUGUUGAUGAGACUGAGGCAGCUAAUAUGUUAGUAUCCCUUGGAAAUUCCAGAUCAACUACACCUGCUGUAUCUCCUAGCCAUACUCCUAUUCCAAUUUCACCAAUUGUGAAAUCUCAGCAUCAAAGUCCUUUACCAACAGUUGCUUUUUCAAAUAUUUCUCCAUCAGUAAAUCAGUUGCCAGUACAAUCACAGACAUCAAUGCAACAUUGGUCUCCAUUACCUCAAAAUCAAUCUAAAAUUAAUACGCACAUCCAAGAACAUCCUUCUGAUCUGUAUAAACGUGCAGUUAUAAGAACUGAAAUUCCAGUAACUCAGACAUAUACUCUAGAGCAAGAACAACUUUCACAAAGAGAAAUUAGAGGAUCAGUACUUCAUUUAGCUGAUAAUCCUUCAGAUUCCAUUCUUUCUCCUCCUCCUACAUCACAGUUGCCCACUACCCAGCCUUUAUUUGUACAUUCUUCUUCUGUGCCUGUUGAUCACUAUCAUCGAGAGCCAAUGAUAAAAUCAGAUAUAAAUGAUGAAUGUAACAUGCCUUCUAAUGCCGUUAGUGUGGUCAUAUCUGCAGGUCAGAAUGGACACAAAACUGGAAUGCUAAAACAAGCCUUACAAAAUCCGUUUGGAAAUUCCAGAGAAAUUGCAAAUAAUAUUUACUCUGAAACUGAACAACAACAAUGUGUGUCCAGUGAAGUAAAGCAUAUUGAAUCUACUCAAUCAUUUUCUAAAGAAAAGACAGGGAAUACAGAAAUUAAUGAGUUUGUUAAUCACCCUACACCUGUCCAUUUAUUACCUGUAAUGCCUAUAAAUGGAGACAGAGACACUCAUGCUAAUCUUGUAAUGAAUGGUUCAGGUCAGUUUUAUUUUUCUCUUUUUUAUAUAUUAGUGUAAUAUUAAUAUAAUAUGAGUAAU
Molecule: messenger RNA, 3965 nt
Organism: Centruroides sculpturatus (bark scorpion)
Lineage: Eukaryota; Metazoa; Arthropoda; Arachnida; Scorpiones; Buthidae
Exons: 2
Coding region: 1290-3944 (884 amino acids)
Biological process (GO): regulation of transcription by RNA polymerase II
Cellular component (GO): nucleus
Molecular function (GO): DNA-binding transcription factor activity, RNA polymerase II-specific; RNA polymerase II transcription regulatory region sequence-specific DNA binding
Source: RefSeq, a predicted model, not a curated record